CUGGCUGGUGCAGGGAGACGUUACACAUGGUCUCCUCCAGCUGCCUGACCGGCACAACCCCUGCAGGAGCUGCCUCUGUACUCAGGCUGGAGGGAGAAGCCAAGGAGCUUCCCCCGGAGUUGGGCUACCAUCUGGCUUGGAGCCUCAGACGGAUGCUUUGGGCAGGCCACCCCCAGCAGCCGCAGCCGCCUUCAGCAGCGCUCCCAUGAUGGACUUCUCCAGAGGACUGGCGCUUGCCUGGGCUCUCGGCCUCCUCUCAGGAUUCUGUGAUGCCUUCAACAUUGACACAAAGAGGCCACGGAUUAUACCAGGCUCCAAAGAAGCGUAUUUUGGCUAUACGGUCCAGCAGCAUGAAAUCAAUGGGAAGAAAUGGCUGGUGGUAGGAGCCCCUUAUGAAACGAACGGGCAUCAGAAAACCGGAGAUGUCUACAAGUGUCCGGUGAAUGCCGAAGCCAACAGCACCUGCUCCAAGCUCAAUCUAGGAAGAGUAACUCUUUCCAAUGUGUCGGAACGCAAGGAUAAUAUGCGUCUGGGGCUGAGCUUGACCACAAACCCCAAAGACAACAGUUUCCUGGCCUGUAGUCCUCUUUGGUCUCAUGAGUGCGGAAGUUCUUACUACACCACAGGAAUGUGCUCCAGGGUGAACUCCAACUUCAGAUUCUCCAAGACGGUGGCUCCAGCUCUCCAGAGAUGCCAGACGUACAUGGAUAUAAUUAUCGUGCUGGAUGGCUCCAACAGCAUCUAUCCCUGGGUGGAAGUUCAGCAUUUCCUGAUCAACAUCUUGAAGAAGUUUUACAUUGGACCGGGCCAAAUACAGGUUGGAGUCGUGCAGUAUGGAGAAGACGCAGUGCAUGAGUUUCACUUGAAUGACUACAGGUCUGUAAAGGAUGUAGUGGAAGCUGCCAGCCACAUCGAGCAGAGGGGAGGGACAGAAACCCGGACAGCCUUUGGGAUCGAGUUUGCUCGCUCCGAAGCAUUUCAGAAAGGUGGGCGGAAGGGCGCUAAGAAAGUGAUGAUUGUCAUAACAGAUGGAGAGUCCCACGACAGCCCAGACCUGGAGAAGGUGAUCGAAGGCAGUGAGAAAGAUAACGUCACCAGAUACGCCGUGGCGGUUCUUGGCUAUUACAACAGAAGAGGAAUCAAUCCUGAAGCCUUUCUGAAGGAAAUAAAGUACAUAGCGAGCGACCCAGACGAGAAACAUUUCUUCAAUGUCACCGACGAAGCUGCUCUGAAAGAUAUUGUGGACGCUCUUGGAGAGAGGAUUUUUAGCUUGGAAGGCACCAAUAAGAAUGAAAUAUCCUUCGGCCUUGAAAUGUCCCAGACUGGAUUUUCAUCACACAUUGUGGAAGAUGGGAUUCUGCUGGGCGCUGUCGGCGCAUACGACUGGAACGGAGCAGUGCUCAAGGAGACCAGCAGUGGCAAAGUCGUCCCCCACCGGGAGGCCUAUCUGCAGGAGUUCCCCGAGGAGCUGAAAAACCAUGGGGCGUAUCUAGGCUACACCGUCACCUCAGUGGUGUCAACAAGACACGGCCGGAUCUAUGUGGCAGGAGCACCCCGGUUCAACCACACAGGGAAAGUGAUCAUUUUCACAAUGCACACCAACCGAGAUCUCACCAUCCACCAAUCGCUGAAAGGGGAGCAGAUUGGUGCCUAUUAUGGAAGCGAAAUCAAUUCGGUAGAUGUUAGUGGUGAUGGGGACACUGACGUGCUCUUGGUCGGGGCCCCCAUGUACUUCAGUGAAGGAAGAGAGCGGGGGAAGGUGUACGUCUAUCUUCUCCAACAGGGCCGGUUUAUUCCUAAUGGCACCUUGGAAGAUUUGCCAAGUUACCAGAACUCCAGGUUUGGCUCCUGCAUUGCCUCCGUCGCUGACUUGAAUCAGGACUUGUUCAACGAUGUCGUUGUGGGUGCACCUCUGGAGGACGAGCACCAGGGCGCCAUCUAUAUCUUCCACGGCCUCAGAGAAAACAUCCUACGGAAGUACAAGCAGAGAAUAGCAGCCACCAGCCUUUCUCCAGGCUUAAUGUAUUUUGGCUGCAGCAUCCACGGGAAUCUCGAUCUGAAUGAAGAUGGACUUGUCGAUCUUGCUGUUGGCUCCCUCGGAAGUGCCGUGCUUCUAUGGUCCCGCAGUGUUGUCCAGAUCAAUGCCAGCCUUCGGUUCGAGCCGCCCAAGAUCAACAUCUUCAACAAGGACUGUGUGCGGAAUGGGAAGGAGGCCACAUGCCUGUCUGCCUUCGUUUGCUUCACGGCCAUUUUCCUUUCUGCUCAUUUUCAGACGGCGAGUGUGGCACUGAACUACAACAUCACCAUUGAUGAGCGACGGUACGUCCCACGAGCCCACCUGGAUGAGAAUGGAGAGAGGCACACCCACAAGACAGCCACCUUGUUUGCAGGGCAAGAGUAUUGCAAGCAGCUGAAUUUCCAUGUCUUGGAUACAGCUGAUUACGUGAAGCCCGUGGCUUUCUCUGUUGAUUUUGCCCUUGAUGGACCUGAUCAUGGCCCAGUGAUGGAUGACGGUUGGCCCACCUCCCUGAAAGUUGCUGUGCCCUUCUGGAAUGGAUGUAACGAGGACGAGCACUGCAUCCCAGAUCUGGUCCUAGAUGCGAAAACUGACAUUCCAACUGCCAUGGAGUACUGCAGACGCGUCCUGAGAAAGUCGCAUUCGGAUUGCUCCGCCUACACGCUGUCUUUUGAUACCUCCAUUUUUGUCAUAGAGAGCACCAGGAGGAGGGUGGCGGUAGAAGCAACCCUGGAGAACCGAGGAGAAAAUGCAUAUAACACCGUGCUAAACAUUUCUUUCUCGAGAAACCUGCAGUUUGCAAGCUUGAUCCAGAAGGAUGACUUGGACAUCAACAUCGAGUGCAAGUCCGAAGAGAAGCAUCCCCAUGGGAGGGUUUGCAAUGUCAGCUACCCAUUCUUCCGGGCCAAAGCAAAGGUGGCUUUUCGCCUGGAUUUCGAGUUCAGCAAGUCUGUUUUCCUCCAAAACCUGGAAAUCUCCUUGGCUGCCAACAGUGACAGUGAAGAGCAAGAAAACACCAAAGAGGACAAUUCGGCUCUCUUGAAGUUUCCGCUGAAAUAUGAAACUGACCUGCUUUUCACCAGGAGUUCCAGCCAGGAUUACUACGAGAUCAAGUCCAACAGUUCCCUGGAGAGAGAUGACAGCCCGGGCCCUCCUUUUAAUUGCACCUUUAAGCUGCAGAAUCUGGGCCUCUUUCCGGUUGAUGGGGUGUCGAUCAAAAUCACUGUCCCCGUGGCUACCCGAGGAGGGAAUCGCCUUCUACAGCUGACAAAGUCCAACAUCCAUGAGGAGAACAUGAUGUGCCGUGUUGGCGGCAACAACACAGACUACCGAAGAACUCCCUCUGAUGAGGACCUUGGCCGCCACCCCCAGCUGAACCACAGCAACACUGACGUGAUCUCCAUAGACUGCAGUGUGGAUCUAGCUGCCAAUGAAGAAGUCAACUUUCUCCUGUACGGGAACCUGUGGAUGAAGUCGCUGAGAACGCUGAAAUUCAAAUCGCUGAGGUUCGCCAUUAACGCAGCCUUGCAGAGAGGCUUCCACAGUGCCUUUGUCUUCAGAGAAGAUGACCCCAGCAGGCAGAUCACUUUUGAAAUCUCCAAGAUUGAGGAGUCCCAGAUUCCCAUCUGGAUCAUAAUUGGGAGCACACUCGGUGGCCUCCUGCUGCUGGCGCUCCUCGUGUUGGCCCUGUGGAAGGUAAGGGGGCCCCCCCUUUGCUGUCGAGCUUGGCUUUUUUAAAAGUGCCAGUCGCAAGAGAGAUGCACUGCCAGACCAGAACGCCAAAGACUUGGACUGAGGUCUUAACUUCCCCAGCGAAUUGGGUUGCUCCUCAAGGCCGUGUGCUUGGUCUGCAGGUGUCCUUCUGCAUCGAUCCACUCCCUUUUCUCUUGAAAGCAACCAAAGAGCUCAAAGACAAGCCACCGGGCCACACAGAGACACAGCCGCCAGCUCAAGAGACUUCAAACUGGUUUUAACUGCUUCUGCCUACGAUCUUGGAAGCUCUGCACCCAGGGCAAUUUAACAGGGAGAGGGGAUUCUCUUCAGCGGUUCUCUUUUCAUUACAUAUCUUGGCUCCACAAGGCAGACAAGCUUCAUACCAGAAGCGUUCUGGGGUCAGCGUACAGCUCCAGAGCUCCAGUUUGCUGUGUUUCUAUGACACAGUCUGCACCUCCAGUUUGAGGACACUUCCCUUUCAGCCCACAUCCCCACUGAGAAAAGCUCUGCACCAAUAGAAGGAUGGAAUACGUGAAUCCACAAGAGACCACCAGCACCAGCAGCAAACGAAAAAUGAAUCCUCAUGGAUUAUGUUUGUGGGAACUGCUUUUCCAGGGUUUCGAGGAAGAACCAGAAGCAGCAGCCAGCUGCGAGGAUUCACAGGCAGCCUUUGAGUUAUAAUACUGAUGCAUUCGGAACAAAACACAGCUGCAUUCAAAUGGUCUGAGGCUCUCCCAGGACAAAAGGACUCCAGAAAAAGUUGAUGCUUCAAAGCCAGAUGUAUGUGCAGGUCAGAGGACUGGGAUUAAAUAGGGAUUAAAAUUGCAAAUGGUUACAAGAGCUAAAUGGUUUUGGGAACUUUGUUGAAAAGUGGUAUAUAAAUAUUAUUAAUAAGCAUAAUAGCAUAUUCUCUAGGUCACAGUUGUCAGACGAAAGGAAAUGCUGCAAGUAAAGAACCAUGGACGGUAGCAAAUGUUGCUAAUGCUACCCAAGUGUGUGUAGCUGUGAACCAAUCAAGUUUGAUGUUAACUAAACCUUGAUAAUGAGCCUGAAGGCCUGUUCCUCUCAAGGGGCUGGCGGUAAAGAGAUACCCAGUGCACCAACCCUGCAGAGGCUGGAGCCCAAUGCAGAUCCUGAGGAUACAUUCCAUGCCUCCCCUCCCCUGCUCCCUCUUGCUUUCAUUACGAAAUGGAGCAGUGAGAUAAAUUGCCUACUUUUAAUGCACUGAACAGAGCUACGGACAGUUGUAAGCACCUUAACUCACACAAGCCUUCAAUCCUCAGCUGUAUAUACUUAUUCUGGAAAUGUUUACCUUUCUUAUUUCUAAAGGUGAAGAGAGAUGUGUUGUUUUUAAAUAAAGCAAAAACCAGUUUGAAGCA
Hemicordylus capensis (graceful crag lizard) is the source of this 5109-nucleotide messenger RNA. RefSeq names its product integrin subunit alpha 11 (gene ITGA11). The transcript has 31 exons. Gene Ontology annotation, molecular function: integrin binding. Lineage: Eukaryota; Metazoa; Chordata; Lepidosauria; Squamata; Cordylidae. Gene Ontology annotation, cellular component: external side of plasma membrane; integrin complex. Gene Ontology annotation, biological process: cell adhesion mediated by integrin; cell-cell adhesion; cell-matrix adhesion. The record is from RefSeq and is a predicted model, not a curated record. Bases 206 to 3754 code for a protein of 1182 amino acids.